Molecule: messenger RNA, 3441 nt
Organism: Sinocyclocheilus rhinocerous
Lineage: Eukaryota; Metazoa; Chordata; Actinopteri; Cypriniformes; Cyprinidae
Gene: cmn
Product: calymmin
Exons: 51
Coding region: 1-3441 (1146 amino acids)
Source: RefSeq, a predicted model, not a curated record
AUGUUUCGAUGGAUGCUUCUAAGGAUGAUGUUAUUGCUCUGGAUGACAAGCGUAACACUUCAGGGCGGCACAGGGUACAAACCUCAAAAUCCAAAUGGUGGUGCAGCACAAAUGUCACCAAGAGAUUAUGGUUUGGGUCAAAAUAGCAACUCAGCAAAUAUGAAAGGAAACGGUUAUCCUGUAAACAAAGGUACAGGUGCAUAUGGGAGUGCACAAAAUAAGCCUGGAUACGGAGGUCGUCCCCCGUAUGGUGGAACAGGUUAUGGAAAUGGUAAUGGCUACAAAGCUCCAUCUUAUGGGGGCUACAGCAAUUUAAUGGGUGCUCAUCCCCAAAAAGGAGUUGGUCUAGGUUAUGGUGCUGGGCCUGCAGCUGCCAAGGGACAAGGCUCAAAAUCUGGAGGCUCUUCUCUUCCAAAUAUGGGGUAUCCCAAUGGUGGAACCAAGGGACCUAAACCAGGAUAUGGUGCUAAAGCUGGACCCUCAAAUGGACAAGGAGCCAAGCCUAAUGGAUAUGGUGCUAAAGCUGGACCCUCAAAUGGACAAGGAGCCAAGCCUAAUGGCUCUUUUCUUCAAAAUAUGUGGUAUCCCAAUGGUGGACCCAAGGGACCUAAGCCAGCAUAUGGUGCUAAAGCUGGAUACUCAAAUGGACAAAGAGCCAUGCCUAAUGGCUCUUCUCUUCAAAAUAUGGGGUAUCCCAAUGGUGGAGCCAAAGGACCUAAACCAGGAUAUGGUGCUAAAGCUGGACCCUCAAAUGGACAAGAGGCCAAGCCUAAUGGCUCUUCACUUCAAAAUAUGGGGUAUCCCAAUGGUGGAACCAAGGGCCCUAAUCCAGGAUAUGGUGCUAAAGCUGGACCCUCAAAUGGACAAGGAGCCAAGCCUAAUGGAUAUGGAGGUUAUGCUAACGGAGGUGUAGCUAAGCAACCUAAUACAGACUCUUCUCUUCAAAAUAUGGGGUAUCCCAAUGGUGGAGCCAAAGGACCUAAACCAGGAUAUGGUGCUAAAGCUGGACCCUCAAAUGGACAAGAGGCCAAGCCUAAUGGCUCUUCACUUCAAAAUAUGGGGUAUCCCAAUGGUGGAACCAAAGGCCCUAAUCCAGGAUAUGGUGCUAAAGCUGGACCCUCAAAUGGACAAGGAGCCAAGCCUAAUUUCUUUGAUGGGGUAAAGCAGGGAUAUGGAGGUUAUGCUAACGGAGGUGCAGCUAAGCAACCUAAUACAGGCUCUUCUCUUCAAAAUAUGGGGUAUCCCAAUGGGGGAACCAAAGGACUUAAACCAGGAUAUGGAGGAUAUGCUAACGGAGGAGCAGCUAGGCAACCUAACACAGGCUCUUUUCAAAAUAUGGGGUAUCCCAAUGGUGGAACCAAGGGACCUAAACCAGGAUAUGGAGGAUAUGCUAAUGGAGGAGCAGCUAGGCAACCUAAUACAGGCUCUUUUCUUCAAAAUAUGGGUUAUCCCAAUGGUGGAACCAAGGGACCUAAACCAGGAUAUGGUGCUAAAGCUGGACCCUCAAUUGGACAAGGAGCCAAGCCUGGUUACGGUGUUCCUGGACAUAUGUCAGAAGGACCUUAUAAAGCAGCUAAUUCAGGAUAUAUGCCUGUAACAGCUGGGAAAGAGGGUGUUCCCAGUGGAAAAGGACCUAAAGGGGAGAUUUUAAGCCCUGAAGCAUCAAGUCAUCUCCCACUAACAUCUAACACCAAGGGUGUUUUACCACUAGCUGAGCGUGUGCCAAAUACAGGAUUGCUUCCAGAACAAACUAAAGACCUUCCACCACUCCUGCAACAAACGAAAGGACAAAAUCUUAAUGCACCACUUCAACAGGGCAAAGUCGGGAACUCUAUGGGACCUCAGCCUGCUCCAAAGCCAUUUAUGCAAGGUCCAGGAUUUUAUAAACCUAGUAAAGCUUAUAAACCACCCACACCUGUAAUUCCACAAAACAAAGCUUCAAAGCCAGCUGCACCAGCAAUCCCUCAAGCAAUUCCUGCACCAGAAUCAGCUCCUAUUCCUCAGACGAGUUAUCCUCAAACAUCACAGACAGCUGCACUAGAGCAGGGACAAGUGCUGUCACAGGAACAAACCGUCACUCCAGUGAUACCACAGCCAAUUACGCCACAAGGCAGUAUUUCUUCACAGGUGCCUCUGGUGCCAAAUGCAGCUGUUCCUCAAAUAACUCCAGAGAUGCAACAAACCAAGAUUCAGUCAAACCCAGCUUUGCCUCAAAUGAAGAAUCCAUCAACAACAAAUCCUGAUUGUGGACCUGGUGGACGACCUAAUGGACAAUGGGUCAAACUUCCAAGUCCUGGUUCAGGGUACCCCAACGGAAAAGGAGAAGUGUCAUCUCAACCAGGCUUUGGAGCAGGUGGUUAUCCAGCUCAUGGCAUUAACAAUGGCUACAAAGCAGGUUAUGAAGGAUAUGGAAACAAAUUCAAUAAGCCAGCUGGACCACAAGGUGGGCAGCCAAUGGGAUUCGGAUCUAAGGGAAAAGCUCAAGCAAAAUAUGGAAUUGGUGGACUUCCAUUUGGUUCCCAUAGAGGAUAUCAAACCAACCCCUCUGGACAAUAUGAUAAUGAAGGACAGCGCUAUGGAGCCAAACCCUACAAUCCUCAAGCACUGGGAAAACACGGAUAUGGUAGUUUACCGUACAACUCUCAACCUCUUCUACCGGAAUCUGUUGCCAAAUCAUCCGACUUUGGAGGGUUACCCUACAAUGGUCAGCCGCUUGGAUAUGGUGGUGACAAGUCGUCUGGAAAAUAUGGACAAAAGGGUCUUCAUUAUGGUGGUCAGCCAUUUGAUCUCAGGCCUGAUGCUAUAUCUAGGAAAUAUGGUUCUCCAGAAUCCUUGUAUAAUCCAGAAUCUCUCAGUGGCGAUGCCAAAUCAGCUAAAUAUGGUAAUCCAGCAGUGUCAUAUGAGCUCCUCGGCCCUGUGACUGAUGGCCAAUCUGUUGAAGAAAACAGAAGCCUGGAUGUUUUGCACCAAGGUCCUGAGAUUGAUGGACAGAAAUCCAUUGACCAGUUUGGAGAUGGAGAGGUUCCACCCCAUCCUGAUACUCCAGGAGCUGGAGAGGCGAAUGCACAAUCCAUAAACAAAUACGGAAUGGGUGAUUAUACCGAUGGAAGAGUACAGCCAGAAGUUGUCUCUUUCCCUGGUGUUCCCACUGUGGGCCCCGCUCCUCACAUCCCUGCUGUCACCUCAUUUGACACCACACUGGACGGUUCCUCCCUGGCCCCUGUCUCUGUGCCUGAUGUGUCUGCUGUUUCUGAGGUGCCUUUCUCACCCACAUUCUCUCAGCCUGAGCUGCCCACUCUAAAGCAGCAGCCAGCACCACCACAACAGAUUCACAUCCAGCAGCACCUCAAGUUCCACUUCCACCCACAGGGCAACUCCCAGACAGGAAAGGAAGGCAAAUACAAAUUGAAUGGUUUCUUUGGAAAUAAAUACCAAGGAUGA